This is a messenger RNA of Parnassius apollo (apollo), 582 nucleotides long. Lineage: Eukaryota; Metazoa; Arthropoda; Insecta; Lepidoptera; Papilionidae. The record is from the annotation of a GenBank genome assembly.
AUGGGUGCUACAGCAGAGCUGAUGGUAUCACUUAGGUGUAUCACAAUGUUCUUAUUAAAGCGAUAUCUUAAUUGGAAUUCUUCAUCCGUAAACACUUCGAAAGGAUUUCUCCUACGCCUUCAUUUUAUAGAAAUUGCUGACAUCGGGGAUACUAAUGAAAACACAACUUUGGAUAAAGAAGUAACUCUAGAUAAUACAGCACAAAACUCUGUAUCUCAAGAAAAGCAGCAGGAGCCAGCCGAGAAACAACCAAGGAUAUCAAGACCCGGUAAAAAAAACAACGAGCCAGAUAAAUUAGCAAACGAACUAUUAACUUCAAUUAGGGAUCAUUUUAAACGACCUGCAGCUUCACCGCCACCGCAAGAGGACCGGUAUGAUUUGCUAGGUAUAAUUUUGCCUAGAGCUUGCGGCGAUAUUAAGGCGAAUAUUUUAAGAUUCUUGGCGUCCUGUGGCAAGAAAUCUCAAUGUCACAGUAAGAUAAUAAGAGUUCUGAGUGACAACACGACGAUGGCACCUUCCAAGAAGAGUGAUGUAUGGAGGUUUUACGAUAAAAUAGAAGGAAAAAAUGACUGCAAAGUGUAG